Papaver somniferum (opium poppy) is the source of this 912-nucleotide messenger RNA. RefSeq lists its product as uncharacterized. Bases 197 to 796 code for a protein of 199 amino acids. The transcript has a single exon. Lineage: Eukaryota; Viridiplantae; Streptophyta; Magnoliopsida; Ranunculales; Papaveraceae. The record is from RefSeq and is a predicted model, not a curated record.
GUCUUUGGUGUGAAACUCAGUCAACUCACUCAAGUGAGUCAAGCCUCCCUUUCACACACAGAAUACAUACAAAGGCAUCACUUCCUUCUCACUCACUCCCUUAAAAAUCAAAACCCCAGAAAAUUCCUCCCUUCUCUCUUUUACUUCCUCCAACUUCCACUCCACCACCAGGACCACCACCACCCACUCCACCACCAUGAACAAGCAACACAGAUCAUCAGGGAGCACAAACUUCGCCUCAUGUGUGGUAGCAACAAUUUUCAUAAUCUUCAUCAUAAUCAUCCUUGUAAUCCUAUUCUUCACUCUUUUCAAACCAAAAUCACCACAAAUUUCAGUAACAUCAAUCCAAAUCCCAUCAUUUUCACUCUCAAACAACACAAUUACUUUCACCUUGUCUCAGUAUGUUUCAGUCAGGAACCCAAACAGAGCUGAUUUCCAACACUAUCAUAGUUCACUUCAGUUGAUGUAUUCAGGUAAUCAAAUUGGUUUUAUGUUUAUUCCUGCUGGUAAGAUUGAUUCUGGUAGAACUCAGUAUAUGUCUGCUACUUUUACUGUUGAUGAUUUCCCAUUGUUGCCACCUUCAUCAUCAUCUUCAUCAUUGUCUUCAACAUCAACUGUGAGUUCUUCUGGUUCUCAAGGGUCAGUUGGAUCACCUACUAUAGAAAUAGAAUCAAGAAUGAAAAUGAGUGGGAGGGUUAGAGUUUUGCAAGUUUUUACUCAUUCUGUUGAUUCUGAAAUUACUUGUACUGUUGCUGUUUCUGUUAGUGAUAGAUCUAUUCUUGGGUUCCAUUGCUGAUGAUGAUGAUGAUAUCUAGUUUACUUAUUAUGAUCAGAAAAAGAAGAAAAUUGUAAAGAAAAAAAUAUGUUUGGUUCAAAUUAGAUUAUGAUUGAAUGAAAUUGGUGUUAUUGGAA